Molecule: messenger RNA, 2507 nt
Organism: Rhododendron vialii
Lineage: Eukaryota; Viridiplantae; Streptophyta; Magnoliopsida; Ericales; Ericaceae
Product: DNA-directed RNA polymerases II, IV and V subunit 3-like
Exons: 3
Coding region: 1105-2241 (378 amino acids)
Biological process (GO): DNA-templated transcription
Cellular component (GO): RNA polymerase II, core complex
Molecular function (GO): DNA-directed RNA polymerase activity; protein dimerization activity; DNA binding
Source: RefSeq, a predicted model, not a curated record
UGGACGACCUUGUAUUAGUCUGCCAUUUUGUUUUGUUCAAAGUCAGUCUGAUCGUUCAAGACUUCCAAACGAACUGAUCUACCUACAAUCAUGACUGCAGAUAAACCAGCUUAACCCGCACUCUGCUUGCGAAAACUCGAUUUCAGAAUUGAGAUCGACCAGUUACGUAAGCAGGUCGGGCUUAACCGUACUUGCAAGUACAUUGAUCUUCAAAGCUUGUUUCCACUUGUUUUAGCGAUCUUAUAUGCAAUCAUUGACUUGCAUUUAGAAAAACAUACUACUUGAUUUGUGCACGAUUAAAAACUCAGUUGAGAUACCAAGUUAAUCAGUAUUUUGGAACUCGUUACACUACACUUUUAAGCCUGAACUUGAACACCUGCAUUCGGCUUGUUUCCCAUAGCUGGAAUGGAUGUGGAAUCAACCUGGCAAGCAUAUAUAUGCUCUAAGUACUUUGGGCAUUUGCUUUUGAUUGUUUUGAUUUGCUUGUAAGGUGACACCUGAUGCAUAAUGUUUUUGGGGUUAAUUAACUCAUCGAAACAAAGCAACUACAAGUGCAAGGGGCAUACCGAGAGAUACAACCAAAAUAAUGCCAAAUUAUCCCCUAAGACCAAGCAAACAACAGAACACUCAAAAGGGCAACCAGGCAGCCAGAAGCCAACCUUGAACCACAAACACCUACACAAACUACAGAUGGUUAGAAAACUGCACACACUUUUAAGAAGCAGCAAACAUUAUCUGAUGGAUUUGUCAUGAAAAUCCGCCUAUUGUUAUUAGAUUCCUUGAUAUCACUCCAUAAAGGCAUGCAAGAUCUCAUAUCGGAGCGAACUCUGGCAAUAUCCUCCAGGCCUCGAUGCAUAGUUGUGAAGGUCGUGGUGUUGGCAUAGAUAAUAGAAUCAAGUUAGCCAACGAGAGAAGAAAAUUCCUCUCCUGAAUAAUCAAUCUUUCUCGAGAAGUACUCCGAAGCAAGGGCGGUCUCUCUAUAUUUGCCAGAAACAUUAGAGGAGUAAAAGUGUAAAUUAUCAACGUUACGGUGUUUAGUAGGAGUAACUCAUACUAUAAGGGCCAAAGUGUUAUUCAUUAAAAAAACUGUUAAAAAACUGAUGGAUGUACAAUCAUAAACCGCCAAAAGUUUACAACUUCACAGUCGCAAAACCCAAGGAAGGGUUUAAGGAGAGAGAGAAGGAGAGAGAGAAGGAGAAUAUGGAGGGCGUAUCCUACCAGCGAUUCCCAAAGGUAAAAAUCCGAGAGCUAAGAGACGACUACUGCAGGUUCGAGCUCCAAGACACCGACGCGUCAAUGGCCAACGCCCUCCGUCGAGUCAUGAUCGCCGAGGUCCCCACCGUCGCCAUCGACCUCGUCGAGAUCGAGGUCAACUCGUCGGUACUCAACGACGAGUUCAUAGCCCACCGACUCGGGCUGGUCCCACUCACCAGCGACCGAGCCAUGAGCAUGCGGUUCGCCAGGGACUGCGACGCAUGCGACGGUGACGGACAGUGCGAGUUCUGCUCCUUGGAGUUUCACUUGAGGGCGAAAUGUAUUAACGACCAAACCCUAGAUGUUACGAGCAAGGAGCUUAUUAGUUCUGAUCACACUGUUGUCCCCGUCGAGUACCUAGAUGUUACGAGCAGGGAGCGUAUUAGUUCUGAUCACACUGUUGUCCCCGACGACUUCUCUGAUUCUGCUUUGGGUGAAGAGAAUCCUGAUCAAAAGUCGGUCUCUCGUGAUCAAAAGGGGAUUAUAAUUGUGAAGUUACGCCGCGGGCAAGAACUGAGGCUGAGAGCGAUAGCCAGAAAAGGCAUUGGAAAAGACCACGCAAAAUGGUCUCCUGCAGCCACUGUUACUUUCAUGUAUGAUCCAGAUAUUCGUAUCAAUGAAGAGUUGAUGCAGACCUUAACACUUAAGGACAAAAAUGAUUGGAUUGAUAGUAGUCCUACCACGGUGUUUGGCAUUGAUCCUCGUACUCAGCAGGUUGUGAUAAUUGAUCCUGAGGCAUACACGUACGAUGAUGAAGUGAUCAAUAAAGCAGAGGCAAUGGGAAAGCCAGGACUUGUUGAAAUAGAUGCCAAAGAAGACAGCUUCAUAUUCUCAGUGGAAACUACUGGCGCAAUCAAAGCUUCUCAGUUGGUGCUGAAUGCAAUAGAGAUUCUUAAACAGAAGCUAGAUGCAGUUUGCCUGUCAGAGGAUGCUGUGGAAGCUAAUGAGCAGUUCGGGGAGUUGGGCGCACACAUGCGAGGAGGGUGAUCCCUUCAUUAGACCAGACUCCUCAGUUGAUUUCCUGGAAUUUUGAAGGAAUUCAUUUUGCUUCCUUUUGCUCUGUGGGACGUGUUUUUGUCCAAAUGUCUCUCUGCAAAUGGUUCAUAGAUGAUCAUGUUUAUAGCCGGUGUAUAUGUCUUGAAAUUUCUGGUAACAAUUAGAACGCCUUUUUCUUUUGGAUUACUUGUGUCAAAUUGCAUAUAUUACGUACUUUUGCGUUUAACCUGCAAGAAGUGCAAGCAAGAAUUUAGGUG